This is a messenger RNA of Oikopleura dioica, 951 nucleotides long. The record is from the annotation of a GenBank genome assembly. NCBI's taxonomy places the organism in Eukaryota, Metazoa, Chordata, Appendicularia, Copelata, Oikopleuridae.
AUGAUAAUUUUUUUAUUUGUAAUUCCGAUAUGCCUUGCUCAAUUCAACGAGUCCCUAAUAAUCCUCAAUCAGAGCAAUUUCUCAAAUCCUGCUUACGCAAUCAACCUUGGCUUACCAGGCUUUGGAAACGUUCAAAAGCUAACUGGUUUCGACUACAAACAGAAACACCAAGUUUACAAGGGCUGCUCGGCUGUGUAUAACGGACGCAUGUUGCUCUUCGGCGGUGAUGAUGUAAAUCCAUUCAUUCAAUAUGAAAAUCCCAAGUCCAUCGGCGAGCUUGUUGGAUGUGAGCUUCAAACUCUCAGUACACAGUUGCCACACGACAUGAUAGGACAUUCGUGCUCUGCUGUUGAUGCUGGAGUUAUUAUGUGUGGCUCAGUUGUAGAGCCGCAGCUGUGUUUCAUGUUUCAGGGCAAUGACAACAUAACAGCCAUUCAAAGCACAAAUCAAGAGCAUAAUUACGCGGCCAUGGUCACUUUUCAACAUUUUGGAAUCAUCAUCGCUGGAGACGAUCAAGAUUUUACCGGAAAAAGCGUCGAGGCCUUUGACGGAAGCUCAUGGAAUACGAUUGGAGAGUUUCCGAUUGUCGUUGAUAACCACUCAGCCGUUGUGAUAGGCGGUAACUCUGGAGCUAUUUAUGUCUUUGGCGGAUGGGGAGCGACAAAUGCUAUUGACAGUACAUUUCUUACUCAAGAUGGCGGAAGCACGUGGAUUAAGGGACCAAGCUUGCUCACUAAGCGGGGACAACAUAGAUCGGUCUUAGUGGAUGGAUACAUAAUUCUUCACAUUGGCGGGAGAAACGCUACAGAUGUUGGAAUUGACGUGGAAAUGUGGACGUUCCAAGAUGCCGCCGGUAUCGCGCGUACUCAGCUUGAAUGGCACUUACCAAACUUUACACUUUAUCCAGAGCCAUUUUUGGUCGAUUACAAGCAAGCUCAGAAAUGCGUAUAA